UAAUAUUAGAGGAUUCAAUCUGGCGGAAGUGCCUGUUCAAACAUGGCUGCCUUCAGCAAAUUGACGCCUCGGAAUUCAGCGCUGUUGACAGCCGUAGCUGCAGGAUCAUUUCUUGUCUACAAGAAUAUAGCCGAUAAAAGGGCCAGAGGAAAAGAAUCAGACAUUAAAGUGGUUAUCCACGAGAGUGUCAGUCAGAGGAAGGAGAGGGCAGCAGUUGAUGGAGUAUUUUUUGGGCGUCUAUUAAGAAUUCUCAAGGUCCUUAUCCCGGGAUGGUUCACUGCAGAGGCAUGGUACAUGUUCCUAGUGGGUGCGGCACUAGUAGCACGGACGUACGCCGACGUUUGGAUGAUACAGAAUGGCACAUCCAUAGAAAGUGCUAUCAUUGGUCGAGAUAUGGAGUUAUUCAAGAAGUAUCUCUUCAGAUUUAUAUAUGCUAUGCCUCUGAUAUCGUGCACAAAUAAUGCUUUAAAGUAUGGGUUGAAUGAGUUGAAGCUGAGGUUCCGUACAAGAUUGUCUGAGCAUCUGUACAGAAAAUAUCUACAAGGAUUUACAUAUUACAAAAUGUGUAACCUAGACAACCGCAUCUCCAACCCGGAUCAGCUCCUUACUCAGGAUGUAGACAAAUUCUGUGACUCAGUGGCUGAGCUCUACUCCAAUCUCAGCAAGCCUAUUCUGGAUGUCAUCUUGUACUCUGUCAAGCUAACUGGAAGUAUAGGGAUUCAGGGACCUGCUAAGAUGCUGGUUUAUCUAGCUGUGUCCGGUCUAAUACUUACCAGGUUGAGAAGACCUGUUGGAAAACUGACUGUAAUAGAGCAACGACUAGAGGGGGAAUAUAGAUACGUCAAUUCCCGACUCAUCACUAACAGUGAAGAAAUUGCCUUUUAUCAGGGAAACAAAAGAGAACAGUACAUAAUAUUGGCUACCUUCAGAAAGCUGGUGAACCACUUACGGCAUUUCAUUGGGUUCCGGCUAACGAUGGGCUUUGUGGACAACAUAGUGGCAAAAUAUGUAGCUACAGUGGUGGGUUAUCUGGUUGUCAGCCGGCCAUUCCUUGACCUGACUAAUCCUCGUCACAUGAAAAGCACACACAGUGAGAUGCUUGAGGAUUAUUACAAGAGUGGGAGGAUGUUGGUGAGGAUGGCCGAGGCUAUUGGCCGAAUUGUCCUGGCUGGGAGAGAGAUGACCAGACUAGCUGGGUUUACGUCCAGGAUCACGGAGCUCAUGAGAGUUCUUGAUGACCUCAAUAAAGGCCGAUACGAAAGAACCAUGGUGUCGGAUCAGAAUAACUCAAAAGAUGAAAAAACUCAGACAUACAAAGCAGGAUCUGGAAAAAUAGUAAACCAGGACCACCUUAUCAAGUUUGAUAAAGUUCCACUUGUCACCCCCAAUGGAGACGUGCUCAUCAAGGAACUCACUUUUGAGGUAAAGGGCGGAAUGAAUGUAUUGGUGUGUGGUCCAAAUGGUUGUGGUAAAAGUUCCCUGUUCCGAGUUCUGGGCGAGUUAUGGCCAUUAUUUGGAGGCACCCUGACCAAACCAGAAAAAGGAAACCUUUUCUACGUGCCACAACGUCCGUACAUGACUGUCGGGACUCUCAGGGACCAGGUGAUCUACCCACACAGCCGAGAGGAACAACUUAAAAAAGGAAUAAGGGAUUCACAGCUACAGGAAAUCCUAGAAAAAGUACAGUUGUCUUACAUACUGGAGAGAGAAGGAGGAUGGGAUGCAGUACAGGAUUGGAUGGAUGUGCUGAGUGGAGGAGAAAAACAGAGAAUAGCUAUGGCCAGGCUGUUUUAUCAUCGUCCCCAGUUUGCUAUUCUGGAUGAGUGUACGAGUGCAGUGAGCGUUGAUGUGGAGGGAUACAUGUAUCAGUACUGUCGAGAGGUUCAAAUUUCCUUGUUUACUGUAUCGCAUAGAAAAUCUCUGUGGAAGCACCACGAGUACUACCUGAAGAUGGAUGGCCGUGGAGCUUAUGAGUACAAACCGAUCACCUCGGAUACCACUGAGUUUGGAUCUUGAUGAGAAUUGACUUAGAAAUGUGAUAUUAAUUUGUGUGAUAUUUGUAAUGAAAAAUAUUUGUUUCUGAUAUGAAAGAUCACCUGAAUUCUAGUACCAACUGAUGUUGAAGGUAGACCAGGUUUCUUUCUAUUACAACCUGUGUGUUACUUAUAUUUUCAGGACAUAUCUCAAAUAUUAUAAAUAAUUAUCUUGGCAGUAGCACACUCUUAAAUGUGGAAGUUUGAUUUCACAAUUUGAUGACACCAAAAGUGUGAUUAUCUUUAAAUAUCAAUUUGUGAAAAUAUACAAAACCAGGUCAUCACAUCCUCUGCUACACCUGGUUACCCUGCCGAUAGCCAAUACUUUUUGAGACCCCAGAUUUUAAACUUUAACACCAACUAUCAGUCUUGAUGAUCAUGAGUUAGAGCAAAAACAUAUGGUAUUGAUCAAUGUCUCAGUUUUGAGCUGUGUACAAAAGGUUUAUGACUGCCUUAAACAUUGAGUAUUUUAAUUCUCCAUGGCCGUAGUGCACUUAUGUUUUAAUAGUUUCCUGUCUACUAAAAUCAAGAGCUGAGUGUGAGCCGAGAUUUGUAAGGACGAUCUGGACUUUGUAAAUAAAUGUACUGUACAUUUUGUCUACAUAACUUGUUAAACAUAUUUUGUCUUUUAAGUUAUCAAAUGGCAUAAACAGGACAUCUGUAAUUAUGAUUAAUUUAUAAGAAUAAUUUGUUAAAGAUACUAUUUUUACAAUCAAGAACAGAUACUGUAUAUCUGAUGUGAUGAACUGUUGGAGAACUCCAACUUUGCAUUUGAUUGAACUUUUGAAUGUAACAAUAUGAUAUGAUAUAUCCACUUUACAUAGAAUUACAUCUCGCUUCCUCUUGUGGUGGUUUAUUUCCUUUGACGAUUUUAUUAUUUAAUUGAAAACAAAUCCCGGUACACGAGAUAAUAUUUACUUAUUUUCAUGUCAAACUUGUUUCAUUUUCCACAACGUUUAAACGCAGACCUUUUCUGAACUUUAAUCUAGAAAUACAUACAUUCAUAACGGUGAAUAUGUUUGCUAAUCAGAUUUAUAACAUUGUGGAGGAAGCUAUGUGACUUUAUCUAUAUCAUCUCUUUAUAUUACUUGAGAAAAUGGAACAUUACACAGUAUUGUUAUUUUGAUAAAACAAUGUGUAGUUUUUGUUGUUUUCCUUGCUGUUGUGUGAAACAGUUUCAUAUGUAUAGAACAUAGUGUGUGUCCUUUUAAUAGGGAAUACAAAAUCUAAUAUACAUCACAAAAAUGUCCAUUUACAUGUAAUAUACAACAAGUAAGUUAUCACAGCAGUUUAGUUAUAAUAGAUUGCCAUCACUAAUAUGUUGUGAUACACUUUACUUGUUAAAAGCUUUUAUUGAUGUUUUUUCAUUUAAUGGAAAUGUUAUAAAAUUCUGAGUUAAAGCAAAACACAAACUUAGGUAGUCGGUAAAAAGUAGUUGUAUACUCUUUGUUAAGAGGUAGUUGUAUGCGACUACUCUUUGUUAAGAGGUAGUUGUAUGCGUCUACUCUUUGUUAAGAGGUAGUUGUAUGCGUGAAGUAUGAUAAUUUGCAGCUCUGUAUUAUAAUAGCAGAUCAAUUUAUACCCCUUUUGUCUUCAUGAGACAGAGAAGGACUAAGGCAUAAUUAUCUUUUUGUUGGUAUCCACAUCAGUAUGUAUAUAGUUAGAUCAUAGGAUGUUCAGUUCAAAUCAGGACAUGUUAGUUAUAAAAGAUUUAGAAUGUUUUUAUCCUGUUUCUGUAUGAUUUCUUAAAUUAACUUGAAAUAUUUGACGUCUUGGAUUUUUAAGUGAAGUUCUUUUAAAAAAUAUAAAUUAAUAAAACAUGCUUUCGACUCAUUCAAUCAGUGAGUAAAUGAACAAUUCAAUAUUUAUUCAGACAAACUGAAGUAUGAAUGUACCAUAUUAAUUACUACUUAUAAUCAUGGUAUUUUAGAAGAAGAAGAAGAUGUGGCAUCAUUUUGUCAGCAGCUCUAUACCUGGUGUGCAGUUUGUAAAGUCAAUUCAGUUUCUGCUAAUUUUAUUUUUUUUGAUAGAUUUUUUUUAUUGGUAUUGUAGUCAAUUUUAGUUCAAAACGUGUGAAGGAAAUUUAACAGAUACAGAUAAAUCUGUGUAAAUCAUUAAACAGGAAAAUGGAAUCGAGACCAUACCGCUCGGUGGUUCUUUAGGUUGACAAAGGAAAAUCUAGUACAUGUAGUUAAGUAUUGUUAUGGUGAAAUAGGUAAAGCUUUGUUAACGUGAUAAUAGAAAGUCUGGUCUGAUUAUGAAGUGUUAUGUUGAUGUACCAUUUUCCUGGUAACCAAACUGUUGUGGUUUUAAUUAAUUUGAUAUUGAUUUGUCUACAACCAGGAAGUUUACACUUUCAUACAAAGACCUUGCUAGUGCCAUGUAAUUUAGAUCUCUAACAACAAUGAUACCAGUUAGUUUUAUAAAAAGCCAUUUUUUGUUAAAAGCAUUUACAUUUUGAAACAAACAUAGAUUUACUAUUUAAACCAUGUCAAAAAAAACAACAACAUUAAAACAUAUAUUUGAAAA
Messenger RNA from Pecten maximus, 4562 nucleotides. Its product is annotated as ATP-binding cassette sub-family D member 3-like. Gene Ontology annotation, cellular component: peroxisomal membrane; peroxisome. Lineage: Eukaryota; Metazoa; Mollusca; Bivalvia; Pectinida; Pectinidae. The record is from RefSeq and is a predicted model, not a curated record. Gene Ontology annotation, biological process: very long-chain fatty acid catabolic process; fatty acid beta-oxidation; long-chain fatty acid import into peroxisome. The transcript is spliced from 27 exons. The coding region runs from base 43 to 2016 and encodes 657 amino acids. Gene Ontology annotation, molecular function: ATP hydrolysis activity; ABC-type transporter activity; long-chain fatty acid transmembrane transporter activity.